AUGAUAAUUCCUGUUCGCUGCUUCACCUGUGGCAAGGUGAUUGGGAACAAAUGGGACACUUAUCUUGAUUUGCUCCAGGCUGAUUACAGUGAAGGGGAUGCCCUUGAUGCUCUGGGUUUGGUUCGUUAUUGCUGUCGAAGAAUGCUGAUGACCCACGUUGAUCUCAUCGAGAAGCUUUUGAACUAUAACACUUUGGAGAAAUCUGAGGGCAGUUGA
Striga hermonthica is the source of this 216-nucleotide messenger RNA. The record is from the annotation of a GenBank genome assembly. Lineage: Eukaryota; Viridiplantae; Streptophyta; Magnoliopsida; Lamiales; Orobanchaceae.